AUGGCGUGGUCAAAGUCGACGCGGAUCAGCAUCAUGCUGGCCAUCGAUGUCGUCUUCUUUCUGGUCGAGCUGAUUGUUGGUUUGAUUGUCAAGUCGCUGGCCCUGACUGCCGAUGCCUUCCACAUGCUCAACGACAUCAUUUCCCUCUGUGUCGGACUCUGGGCUGUCGCCGUGGCAAGGAAGGCCACCACCGAUAAAUAUUCGUAUGGCUGGUUGCGAGCUGAGAUCCUCGGCGCCUUUUUCAACGCCGUCUUCCUCAUCGCCCUCUGCGUCUCCAUCAUCCUCGAGGCCAUUACCCGAUUUUUUGACCCUCCCGAAAUCGACAACCCCGUUCUCAUUCUCGUUGUCGGUGCAUUUGGCCUUGCCUCCAACCUCGUCGGCUUCUUCGUCCUCGGCGGCCACGGCCACUCCCAUGGCGGCGGUGGCCACGAUCACGAUCACGGUGAUGGCGAGCACGACCACGGACAUGAUCACCCCCACUCUGCAGAGCACGCCGCCGAGGAAGGCCGCGCCCACGUCUCACACGCUACCGAUAACGACGGCGGCAAUAUCGGCGAUAUCCUCCCCGAAGCCAUCGUAGCCAGAGCCAGCGCCGGUGCCAACCCCGAGACGCCUCGUCGUAUUCGCUUCGACGGAGAGUCCGAUCCUUCGGGCCGCGCCCAGAGCCGCACAUCGGCCACUUCCAAGAGCCAAAGCCGGAGAAACAGCUCGCGAAAUCACUCGCGUCUCACUAGCAUUGAGGACAUCAGCAUCUACCCUUCCAGCUUCCGCCAGGAAAUCAUCGACGCCAGCCGGCCUCAGCUUGACGGACAGGAAUCGACCACAAGCGAGAGCGAAGUUGAGGAGACUGUCAUCGACGACGACGAACCCAACGAGGAGUCCCCUCUGCUGAAGUCCAAGGCCAAUGAUCACUCCUACGUGAUUGAGAACUCCCGCGGCCGAUCCGCCCACAAGCACUCGAGACGCGAAUCCAGUCUUCACGUCGAUCACAACCAUAACAAGGAGCGCAAGAAGGCCAGUGGCGGCCACGGUCAUGAUCACGGCGACAUGGGAAUGAACGCCAUGGUUCUCCACGUCAUUGGUGACGCUCUUGGCAACGUCGGUGUGAUUGUCACCGCUCUCAUCAUCUGGCUGACCGAUUGGGAGGGCCGUUUCUACGCCGAUCCCGCAGUUUCUCUGUUCAUCACUCUCAUUAUCUUAAAGUCCGCCAUACCCCUCACCAAGGCGACCUCCAAGGUCCUUCUCCAGGCUACCCCCGACAACAUUGAUCUCCAAGAGAUCCGCGAGGAUAUCGAGCAACUGGAAGGUGUCCUGAGCUGCCACCACGUUCACGUCUGGCAACUCUCCGACACCAAGAUCGUCGCCUCCCUACACGUCCAUGUCAACUUCCCGAUCUCCGCCGAGGGUGGUGAGAGAUACAUGCAGCUUGCAAAGUCGGCCCGCCGGUGUCUCCACGGCUUUGGCAUCCACGCAGCCACCAUCCAACCCGAAUUCCGCGGCGACGACGAGCACCACAAUGUCACCGAGGACGACCACAUUGCUCAGUAUGAUGGCACUGCUACUGUCGGCUCGCCGAAGCAGGCUUGCCUGCUGCAGUGCGUGGACGAUUGCGAAGCCGGCGGCUGCUGCACCGAGUCGACGGCUGCCGGCAGUCUGCGCAGCCAGUCUACCCACAGCCAUGAUGGCCACGGACACGAUCACGACCACAGCAACGGCCACAGCAACGGCCAUAGCAACGGCCAUAGCCACGACCAUGGACAUUCCCAUUAA
Messenger RNA from Colletotrichum orchidophilum, 1770 nucleotides. RefSeq names its product cation diffusion facilitator. Gene Ontology annotation, cellular component: membrane. The record is from RefSeq and is a predicted model, not a curated record. NCBI's taxonomy places the organism in Eukaryota, Fungi, Ascomycota, Sordariomycetes, Glomerellales, Glomerellaceae. The coding region runs from base 1 to 1770 and encodes 589 amino acids. Gene Ontology annotation, molecular function: zinc ion transmembrane transporter activity. The transcript has 3 exons. Gene Ontology annotation, biological process: zinc ion transmembrane transport; intracellular zinc ion homeostasis.